UCAUCACUAAGAGUAUCCUUAAUCUGGUUACAAAUUUCAUAACAUCUUCUGGUAUUUUCAUAUUGUCUGCAAUUAAUGGUCAACAUGAUACAAGUACCCAAAAAAGGAGGUACCCUGCCACGAUGAUCGGAUGGUUGGUUGAGCUUACAAUGACCUAAAUCUCCUAAUAGAAGAGAUCCAACAUUUUGGCUUUCACUUACCUAAGUUUGACAUCAGAGAUCGUGUGCCAUUCUUCGUAUGAGAAUUUUGUGUUUUUAUGACGUUUCUCCAUUGAAAUUUACAGUUUUCCUAGAUGAUGUGUCUUUUCAUUUUCUGAUAUCCCUCAGUGCUCAGGAACCCAUAUAAAAAGAAUUUGAAUCACGAUUGCCAAAUAAAAGUAAAAAUUGUUUGCAAGCGCUAGUAACACUGACAACAGUAGAGAUGAUAAUCAUGUUGUUUAGGGGGAAUAAAAAAUUUAAGCACUUUGUUGUUGCUACAAGCAGUAAGGCAAUAAUUUCAAUUAUUUCACACGAAAGCUGCGCCAUAACCUAUAUCAUUUCGGACCCAUUUGUAAAAGUCACUUUUGGGUUUCAAAAGGAAUCUGUAAUUCUUUAAAAUUGUUUGCAAGUGCCAGUAACACUGAUAAUGAAACAAUGGAGGUGAUACGCGUGUUGUUUAGGUGGAUUAAAAAAUUUAUGCUGUUCGUUAUUGCUAUGAGCUCAGUAGUAAAGCAAUGAUUUCAAUUUUUCACAUGAAAGCUGCACCUGAACCUACAUAAUUUUUAGACCCAUUUGUAAAAGUCACUUUUGAGUUUGGAAGGGCAUACAUAAUUCUGUAAAACUUGUUUGCGAAUAUGUGGAGGAGUAUUCUGUCUUAGACGCAUGAGGUUUUCUUGAUUUUUAAUUUCCCAAUAUCAAAUCCAUUACAAAUUGCUUCUGCAAAUUUUUUGUGAAAAUGUAUAAAACUACAAUGAAAAAUUGAUUCAGCCAUAGGAUGAUUGUUGGAUGCACAACAAAAUGCUGCAAUGCUUGUAUCAAAGCAGAACAAGGUAAAAAAUAUUUGGUAAGAUCGGAACCUGUAACUUAUAGAGAUGAAGUUGAUGAAAUAGAUUACACUCUCAUAACGAGCAAAUUUCGUUCUCUUUCCGACUUCCAAAAAUUACAUGCGAUGCAGAACGUGAGGGAAGUUGUAGACAGAAAGAGCGGCGGUUUCCCGCUCAUCUCAGCUCUAUUCAAUUCUGGUUUCUUUCCGAUCCAGUCUGGUAACCCUUUGAGCCAGCUGCUGGCCAACGACUGGCGUGUUCGCCCCAACACGAUUCGCCGUCCCGUCCCAUCGGCAUGCCCGGCACGAGUGGAGGACUGGAGGAAGUUUUGUAAACCUUUCCUGAAGAUCGACCUCGGUGUGUUCCCCGUACCCGAUUUUAGAUUCUCUAGGGAUGUAUCACAUCUCCCGGAGCACUACAGGGUAGAACGCGAGCCGAUAAACCCACCGAGGCUCUACUGUCCUGCGCCGAUCAAUGUGGUCAUCGGCAAUUUGAGUAUACUCAACCACACUUCGAAUGUACAGAAUUUUUUUACGAGUACAACUGGAAUUUACUCUUCACAGCAGGCUCAACCACAGACGUAUACAUAUUGUUUUGACCAACAUUUAGCACUUAAAGCUAACAACUACUUCUGAAAUCUUGAAUUUUUUCCCCUUCAUUGUUACUGAAACCGAUUUUGUUCAUAUUUUUUGAAAUUUUUGUGAAGAAAGAAUCACUACAAACUAUUUAAAAGAAAUGAAAGUGUUAACAUGUCAUGUAGUUCUUUGAAAUGAUUAUUCUUUAUUAACUUUUUGAAUUUAACAUUUUCUUAAUUUUUUUUAGUGCAUAAAACAAAAC
This is a messenger RNA of Cimex lectularius (bed bug), 1858 nucleotides long. RefSeq lists its product as uncharacterized. The coding region runs from base 973 to 1656 and encodes 227 amino acids. The record is from RefSeq and is a predicted model, not a curated record. NCBI's taxonomy places the organism in Eukaryota, Metazoa, Arthropoda, Insecta, Hemiptera, Cimicidae. The transcript is spliced from 4 exons.